AUGGAACCACAGAGGACUAUUUAUGCCGGUCCAGUAGCUACCAAACACGAAAAUACAGCUCGCAAAAAUGCUGCUGUUAAACCUCACGUUCCUAAACAUCCUCCUAAUAAAGAGAUCAUUACCGUCCAUACAAGUGCACCUCAGUUAGAAACUCAUGCAUCUAAUGUUCAACAAAAUCAAAUAUAUCAAGGAGAAGUUAAUGUCCUCUCAGUCAUAGAUACAAAUAAGGAUAUCUUAUGCUGUAAAUAUACAGAGGACGAUAACCACAUUGCUGCUGGGUUUAGUGAUGGAACUAUUCGAGUUUUUUGUUGUAACAACGGUGACUGUAAGCAUACGCUUGUCGAUGACGAAACUCGUGCUUAUCCUGGCCCCGUGACCGCAAUCAAGCAUCGUCCAGUCAGCAAAGCACAUCCAAUUACCAACAUGUUAUUAUCAUCCUAUGUAAACGGAUGCAUCAAGUGCUGGAAAUAUAAAUAUGCCCAAUGUCUAUACACAAUACGUGAAAAACGACAAACAUUGGGACUAAAUUAUCAUCCACGUUUUAGUAAGUUCAUCACGUAUGGCGAUGACGCUAAGUUAAACAUGUACGAUGAAGAAGCACAAACUCAAGAGAGAGCUUUUUAUUCAAGCAAACAGAGAAACGUUCUAGACGGUCAUACUUCUCGAAUAUUUGCAUGCGCUUUCAACCCCAAGUCGCAUCACGAAUUAAUAUCAGGCGGUUGGGAUGAUAUAGUUUUUUGUUGGGAUGAUAGACAGCCGUUUGCGACGAAAUACUUUGAGGGUGUCCAUAUGUGUGGCGAAGGACUAGACUUCGACAAACCUGGAAGAGAGAUAUUGACGUGUUCCUGGCAAGAAAGAGAUUGCAUUCAAAUUUGGGAUUAUGGAUCUUGCAAAUUAAUUAACACAAUUGUACCAGAUAAACAUGCCUCAAAAUUAUAUUGUGGUAGACUAGUACCUCAAACAAACUUGAUGGUGUGUGGUGGAUCGGACUCCAAUAUCUUACGAGUGGUGGAUGUAAACAUGAAAGUCACCGAGUGUUGUAUAAGAAAUAAUCCUGGUGACAUAUACGCUUUUGAUUUUGGUACUGUUAGAAGAAAACCACGUAAGGGAACGUCAUCUUAUAAAAAACUGAGUGAACUUGGAAGUGUCCCUCGUGUAGCCUUCGUGACAGGAAAAAGACUAGAGACGGUUGAUUUUGGAUGA
Molecule: messenger RNA, 1203 nt
Organism: Arctia plantaginis
Lineage: Eukaryota; Metazoa; Arthropoda; Insecta; Lepidoptera; Erebidae
Source: the annotation of a GenBank genome assembly